AUGUGUCUCGUUUCCUUUCCUGGGGAGUCUCGGCCUUUCUUUCUUUCUUUCUUUCUUUCUUUCUUUCUUUCUUUCUUUCUUUUUCCUUUCUUUCUUUCUUAUUCUAAUAUUCUUUAUUUCUUUUUAGCCUUUUUCCUUCUUUGUCAAUCGAUAUCUUUUCUUUUCUAUCUUCUUUUUUUCUUCGACAGUCUUAUUGGAAUGAUCUUUCCUUCUCUUACCCUUUGCUUUUUUUACUCGUCAAUAUUUCUUUCUUUCUUUUGUUUUCAUUUUUCCUCCUUUCUUUCUUUUUGUUUUCUACGCCAAUAUUAUUUUAAUCUUUGUUUUUUAUUUCUUUUAUUUUUCUUCAUUUUUCUGCAAUUAUGUUUUUCAUUCGCUCACAUUAUAAUUCUUUUUUCAUUCGCUUCCUGUAUUCAUAUUCAUUCUUUUUUUUUCACCUUGAAGUAUUUUUUCUCUUUAUUUUCUUUCACAAUCAACUCAUCAUUUUCUUUUUUUCUUCUUCCUGCAAGUAUUCAUUUUCGUUUUUCUUCUUUCACAUUCAGGUAUUAUUUUCUUUUUUUGUCUUUCCCAUCCAAGUAUUUUUUUUCAUUCGUCUUAUGUUUUUCUUUCACCAAGUAUACUUUUUUUCUUAUUCUUUUCCUUUUUCUUCCACCUUCAAUCAUACUUUUUCUUUUUUUUUCUUUCACAUUAAAGUAUUGUUUUUUCUUUCACCUUCAAGUAUUUUUCCUUUUUUCUUUCACCUUCAAGUAUUCUUCUUCUUUUUUCUUUCACCUUCAAGUAUUCUUUUUACUUUCGCCUUCUCUAUUCUUUUUCUUUUCUUUCACCUUCAAGUAUUCUUUUUUUUUCUUUCACCUUCAAGUAUUCUUUUUCUUUUUUCUUUCACCUUCAAGUAUUCUUUUUCCUUUUGACUUCUUAUUCUUUUUCUUUUUUCUUUCACCUUCAAGUAUUCUUUUUACUUUUGACUUCUCUAUUCUUUUUCUUUUCUUUCACCUUCUUUCUUUCGCCUUCUUGUCUGUCUCUCUUUCUUUUUUUCUUUUCUCUGUCUUUCUUUGUUUCUUUCUUUCUUUCUUUCUUCUUUUUCCCUGCUUUUCUUUCUUUCUUUCUUUCUUUCUUUCUUCUAUCUCUUUCUUUCUUCUCUCUGUCUCUCUUUCUUCUCUCUCUCUUUCUUUCUUUCUUUCUUUCUUUCUUUCUUUCUUUCUUUCUUCUCUUUCCCUCUUUUCUUUCUUUCUUUCUUUUCUUUCUUUUCUUUCUUUCUUUCUUUCUUUCUUUCUUUUUCUAUCUCUUUCUUUCUUCUCUCUGUCUCUCUUUCUUCUCUCUGUCUCUCUUUCUUCUCUCUGUCUCUCUUUCUUUCUUUCUUUCUUUCUUCUCUUUCCCUGCUUUUCUUUCUUUCUUUCUUUCUUUCUUUCUUUCUUUCUUUCUUUCUUUCUUUCUUUCUUUUUUUCUUUCUUUCUUUCUUCUAUCUCUUUCUUUUCUUCUCUCUCUCUUUCUUUUCUGUCUCUCUUUCUUUCUUUCUUUCUUUCUUUCUUUCUUCUCUUUCCCUGCUUUUUUUCUUUCUUUCUUUCUUUCUUUCUUUCUUUUUCUUUCUUUCUUUCUUUCUUUCUUUCUUUCUUCUCUCUGUCUCUCUUUCUUUCUUUCUUUCUUUCUUUCUUUCUUCUCUUUCCCUGCUUUUCUUUCUUUCUUUCUUCUAUCUCUUUCUUUCUUCUCUCUGUCUCUCUUUCUUCUCUCUGUCUCUCUUUCUUUCUUUCUUUCUUUCUUAUGCUUAUUUGUGUACGUUGGAGGGGAUGGAAAUUAUCUUUUUGUAUUUUCUUGGGAUGA
Messenger RNA from Acanthosepion pharaonis, 1812 nucleotides. The record is from the annotation of a GenBank genome assembly. Lineage: Eukaryota; Metazoa; Mollusca; Cephalopoda; Sepiida; Sepiidae.